This is a messenger RNA of Nicrophorus vespilloides, 6278 nucleotides long. It is a transcript of the gene Dscam3, whose product is annotated as Down syndrome cell adhesion molecule-like protein Dscam2. Gene Ontology annotation, cellular component: plasma membrane; axon. Gene Ontology annotation, biological process: axon guidance; cell-cell adhesion. The record is from RefSeq and is a predicted model, not a curated record. Gene Ontology annotation, molecular function: protein binding. Lineage: Eukaryota; Metazoa; Arthropoda; Insecta; Coleoptera; Silphidae.
UUGUGAGCCAGCACUAUGAGGUACAAGUAUACCACACUCACGUCCUGGCCGGGAAUACAGCAGUCCUGUCGUGCGUUAUCCCCGCGUUUGUCAAGGAGCACGUCAGCGUGACGUCCUGGUCCCGGGACGAGUCUAUCCUCCUUCCAGGAUCAAAUAUGGGUGGCAGGAUUGUCGUCACGUACGGUUCCGGCGAGCUACACAUCCGGUCUGUCCGCGCCGAAGACGGCCUGGCCAAAUACUCCUGCCUCACUCUGCACAUCCUUACACAGGAACGGAAACGCAGUGCACCGGCCAUCCUCACAGUUACAGAACCAACCGGUAGUAUGCCUCCACGUUUGGCGCCAUCAGUUCAAACGUCGUUAUCCGCAGACACGGAGACGGACGUGCACCUAACAUGCUCAGCCCAGGGGAACCCACCGCCGACUUUCAACUGGUACAGGGAAGUAAAUGGACACCUGCAGCCGGUAUAUUCGAACCCGCGCUAUGCCCCGCUGCAGGAUAUCCUACACAUCAAGCGAUUGAAUCACGAGGAUGCCGGCCGUUGGACCUGCAAGGUCACCAACCACUUCGGAGAACAGAAGCUUGACAUGCAACUGACCGUCACUGCUCAACUGAACGUGCACGUCCUGCCACAGCUUCAGAUUGUUAAUUCUGGAGAGAACGCAAUGUUCAAUUGCACAGUAUCGGGAUCACCGGUUGGAAGGGUACAGUGGUUGAGGAACGGUGAGCCUAUCCUUGCCGAUAUGAAUUCCAGGAUAAGGCUAUUAAGUCAUCUGGUUUUAUCUGUGAGCGGCGUCACGAGACACGAUCGUGGCAUGUAUCAAUGCAUCGUGAGGAAUGACCGGGAAAGCUGUCAGGGCAGCGCUGAGCUACGACUAGGUGGAGGCGGCGUUGCUUCAGCCGCCCCCCGAGGCCGCCGCUCGGCUCGCAAGAUCAUUCCAAUGCUUGCAAUGAUUGCAGACACGGUGCCGGAGCUUCAGUACACCUUCAUCGAGCAGGCCCUCAGGCCGGGACCUCAGAUAUCGUUGAGGUGCUCGGCCACGGGAUCUCCGCCACCUCAGUUCCGGUGGUUGCUCGACGGUGAGCCACUCACCGAACUGACGGUCGGUCAUCGCUAUGCCAUCGGGCAGUACGUCGAUCAAUCCGGCGACGUAAUAACCCAUCUGAAUAUAACCAAUGUUCGCGUCGAGGAUGGCGGUCUAUACAUUUGCAGAGCAGUUAACUCUCUGGGCUCCGCGGAGCAUGCCUCGAGGCUUAAUAUUUAUGGACCACCCUACACGCGAUCCAUCGCUCCCGUCAAGGCAGUCGCCGGGUCCGAUGUCACCCUACACUGUCCCUAUUCAGGAUACCCUAUAGAUUCUGUCCGUUGGAAGCGUCACGGUCAGGAUCUCCCAUUAGAUCUUCGCCAUCGUUUGGAAGACGGAGGUGCACUGAUCAUAUCUCGCCUCGAUCCUGUCGCCGAUUCCGACAUAUACACUUGCUUCGUCUCUAGUAGAGAUGGCGAAAUGGCCCACAGGAAUAUACAGCUUAUCGUCCACAGUCCUCCGAUCCUGGAGCCAUUCACGUUUCCGACGAGCCUUCAGGAAGGGGGUCGCGCUCAAGUCACCUGCUACGUCACUUCCGGCGAUAUGCCAAUUCACUUCGCAUGGUAUAAAGACGAUAUGCCAAUUUCCGCUUCCCUGCAGGUUGAGGAGAGGGCGGCCGAAUUCUACAGCAUGCUAAUAUUUAAGGAAGUUACAUCGAAGCACAGCGGUGCUUACACCUGUGUAGCCAGUAAUUCAGCAGCCAGAGCUAAUUACACUGCCAACUUAAUGGUAAAAGUCGCUCCCCAAUGGAUCAUCGAACCGCAGGAUCUCUCUGUGCUACUCGGCAAUGCCGUAAUCGUGGAUUGUGCUGCCAAAGGAUUCCCUCAUCCGCAGAUUACGUGGCUCAAAGGACAAGGUAAAACAAACGCGGAUUACAAGCCUUUGCUCAGUCUACACGGACGCGCUGUUCUCCUCUCAAACGGUUCCAUCUGGAUGGAGGCUGUCGGUCCGCAGGACGAAGGACAUUAUCUAUGCAGAGCUACUAAUGGCAUAGGAUCGGGCCUAGGCAAAGUCAUAUAUGUCAGUGUAAAUGAACCUGCCCGAUUCGACAUUGCUACUAGGAACGUCUCCACGAAACGCGGUGGCCCCGUCGUUCUCAUUUGCCACGUCUACGGUGACACUCCUAUAGAAAUUAUGUGGACUAUGAACGGAAACAGAAUGAACCUCAACAACUACAGAUUUACUUUGACCGAGUCGAAGACCGAGAAUGGGCUCAAGUCGCAGGUGACCAUCAAUCGUUCCGAUAGAGAUGAUUCAGGGGUGUACAAGUGUUUGGCGGAGAACGCUUAUGGACGUAGCGAUCAUAUUAUUAAUCUUGCUGUACAAGAACGUCCUGACGCACCUGGUGUUUUGGAGGUUGUGGAGGUGGCCAGCAGGAAUGUCCGUUUGGCUUGGAGGAAACCAUUUGAUGGGAAUAGUCCGAUCAUUGGAUACCUGGUGCAGUACCAGCCUCUGAGCGUGGGCUACAACGAUUGGGAGAACAGCGCUGUCCAGAACAUCACCUUACCGAUUGUUCAGACCCUGGAAAGCUCGGGAGAGGAACGUGAGUCCGCUGUCAUGGGUGGUCUCUACCCAGCAACUGCCUACAAGAUCCGGAUGAUGGCUUUGAACAGCAUCGACCAGAGCCCGUUCACCGAAGAGGUGGUGGUCAAGACGCAGGAAGAGGAACCGGCGGAAGCACCUCGGGAUGUCCAAGUCGAACCAGUUGGAGCUUCAGAGUUGUUUGUCUCCUGGCAGGUUCCCUCUAGGGAGUCCUGGAACGGUGAUUUACUAGGUUACAUAGUCAACUGGAACAUACAAGGCGUAACCAAUAACGCUUCCUCGAAGACGUUAACGGUUAAGGGAUGGGGAACCACCAAAGUCCAGUUGACCGGUCUUAAGAAGUUCACCAAGUACGAUAUCAACGUUCGCGCUUUCAACAGCGUUUCCGUCGGACCGCUUUCUCCAACUGUGGUAGGAACCACUAGAGAAGGCGUCCCAGAGGCUUCACCCAUGAACAUCCAAUGCUCGCAAAUGUCCUCGCAGAGCAUGAAGGUUUCCUGGAUAUCUCCGCUGCCCGCCUAUCAUGGAGGAAUUAUACAGGGCUACAAAAUUUAUUACCGCCCUAUCGCCACCGAAGAAAACGCCGAUGUCCCGGCCACCGGAGAAGUUAAGAGGACCCCCAGCACCGAGACGUACCUGCACGGCCUCUACAAGUAUACCAAUUAUUCCCUUAGGGUUCUGGCUUACACCGGCGCUGGAGACGGCAUCCUCAGCCUACCCAUAUACUGCACCACCGAAGAAGAUGUACCAGGACCUCCGGCUAGCAUUAAGGCGGCAGCUCUUACUGCAGAAUCGAUUCUGGUGUCCUGGCUGCCACCUUCAAAACCUAACGGCCGCAUCCAUCAUUAUACUGUUUAUGGAAGAGAGGCAGGACGAGUCGGGAAACACACUACGCAUUCGGUGCGGGUGGAAGAUUCCCAUCAUAAUCCUGCGUUGCUCUUCGAAGUACGGAAUCUUGUUGAACACCAGCUGUACGAGUUCUGGGUUUCGGCGACGACGAACGUCGGGGAGGGUGAACCCACAUCCAUCGUAGCACAAGCUACGAAUACUCGCGCCCCAUCUCGUAUAGCUUCCUUCAGCCAGGUCCUCCACAAAGCCGUUAAGAGUAAAGUAUCUUUACCCUGCUUGGCCGUUGGGAAUCCAACACCUCGCACCAGGUGGAUACACAGGGACCGUCCAAUCACUUUCAGUCCCUUCUACGAGGUCACCACCGACGGCCACCUCAGCAUAUACAGUGUUGACCAAUCGUUGGCCGGAAAUUACUCCUGUUCGGCGAAGAAUUUGUUUGGAGAAGACGAGAUCACCUACUCGAUGUUCGUCAUGAUGCCUCCUAGUGCUCCGAACCUGGAGGUGCAGUUCACGACGGCGAAGAGCGUGCGUUUACAUUGGAGCCAACCAGAGGAUGGCGGAUCCAUGAUACAGGGAUAUACACUGAAUUCGAAACGAUAUACGGAUGAUUGGAUUUCUUUAGAAAUCUCCCCAGAGAACUUGGUGUAUACAUACGAUGGCCUUCAAUGUGGUACCAUUUACCACAUCUACAUAUUGGCUCACAAUAGGGUAGGAAACGGAAGUCCGAGCUCGAUUCUGACGGUGAGCACGAAAGGUGGACCGCCGCAGGUGCCGAAAGAGAAGGACUUCAUCAUGACCAACGCAACAGUCCUGCAGCUGAAUUUGUUCAACUGGCCCGACGGAGGUUGUCCGAUCUCUCACUUUUCCGUCACCUACAAGGCUAUUGGGGAUCAAAAGUGGACGUUGAUCUCGAGCAGCGUGUCCGGUGAGAAGCUGGUCAUCCAGGACUUGGUGCCAGCCACCUGGUACCAGCUUAGGGUGUCCGCCCAGAAUGAUGCUGGAUUAUCUCACGGUGUCUUCACGUUCGCAACGACGACAUUAGCCGGAGGACGUAUCCCGCCGCCGCCAAGUCUGUCGGACGACAACGACGCCAGCAAUGCGUUCACUUAUAAGGACACGUACAUUUUAAUACCUGCGAUAAGCAUAGGCGUGCUCUUGUUGUGCGUGGGUCUGCUCUGGUGGAGCCUCUAUAAGAAGCGAAGUCCGUCGGAGGACGAGGACAACCAGAGCAGGCAGGUCCAGCCCGAGGAGAAGACGGUGGACCGCGACAACCGCCGCAACUGUCAGCAAGUGUACUCCUCGUCGCCAGUCAAAUCCUGCGAUAAGAUCCAUGACGAUGCUUCAGGUUGCACCUCACAAAUCAAUAACCAGCUGAGCGGCUUUUCAUCUCCACUUUCAGGAAUGUACGAGAUAAGCCCGUACGCCACCUUCAGCGUGCCUGGCAACAACAGCCGAAGCGUUACCACGUCGACCCUUGAUUACACAAUGCAAUUCAAAACAUUCGGUCACAUCGAGGAUGACGAUCACAACACGAUCGCUUAUCCAAAACGAGGCGGAAAGCAUAGCUGGCAUAAGCAACGAUACUACAACAACGAAGGUCCUGGUACUUCGGAGAUGACCCGCAUGAGAAGUACCUGUCUUACGACUAGGGUCGACUCUGAGUCCGACGAGACCAGCGGCAGCCCUUGCGGUGAGUUUACAGGUGGUUCCAAUUAUAGAGUACCUAUUAAACCGGCGCGAGAUCUGUUUCGCCCAGAUUCUAGCACUGAAUCGAACGAGGUAUCUCCGUUGGCCGAGCGUAGGAACACGCCGCGACACGUGGGACCACCUAGGAAACUGCACCGCCCUACGAGUACCAGCAGUUCUGAGGGCGAAAGGGCGUUGGAAGAUACAUCUUCAGAAAACUUGUGUCUGCAACCCCCUUCUGGAUUUUCGGACAGUCGCGAGCUCAGUGAGGCUGAGUGCGAUCGAGACUUGGCGAUUAGCAAACUACCUGCUGAACUUGUCACUAUUUUGACCAGAUACCAAGAACGAAAAGAGCAGGAAAAGAAGGAAUUCAUAAUCCACGUUUAAAUUGAUCGACUAUCGGCAAACACCCAAAUGCAAGGACUAAUGGAACAAUGACAUUUUACUACGGAAUCACACACAUACACACAUAUACAAGAAAAAAACAAAUAUCUAUAAUUAUUUAAUCGUCUAUAUAUAUAAAAUAUCUAUAUAUGUUAAUGUUACCCGACUGAAAAUGAAUUUCCACUAUAUGUAAACAGUAAUGUAUAAGAAUAUAUAUGUAUACAUAACGAAAUCCCCCUUAGAGAAAUUGAUGGUUAAUAAAUGUUAAUUUUCUGUGUAAAUGUAUAUAAGGAAUCACUAAAUAAAAUGAUGUGGUCAUCGUGCGUUCUUGCUUGACCGAAGGCCGGAGCGGGCAACCUCUGAGACUUCUGACUUCUCGUUUGUUUACAAGAGGAAGUUGCACCGCUUUAUCGGACUCCCAUCACUAUCAACGCGAAGCAUCGAUCAGCUGGGAUACGCAACGAGGUCAAAGAAGUUAUUGCACACUUACACGCAACUUACGAAACCAUGUCAAAUACCAAUCUGAAUGUUCUAAGACCACUAACUUGUAGCUACUCUUUAAAUCUGUGUCUGAAAAAGAACUACUCAAGAAAAAAAAAUACAUAAUAAUAAUGAAAACAAACCCUAAUAAUAAUUAUAUUAAUAAUAAUCAUGAUAACAGUAGUCAUAAUCAUUUGGAAAUGCAACAGGAACCCUCCUCCUUUAAAAUUUUAGAAUAAAUGUUACGAAAUG